Molecule: messenger RNA, 1958 nt
Organism: Spodoptera frugiperda (fall armyworm)
Lineage: Eukaryota; Metazoa; Arthropoda; Insecta; Lepidoptera; Noctuidae
Product: ecdysone oxidase-like
Exons: 3
Coding region: 92-1915 (607 amino acids)
Molecular function (GO): flavin adenine dinucleotide binding; ecdysone oxidase activity
Source: RefSeq, a predicted model, not a curated record
AAUAGUUGGAAGUAAACUUCAAUGUUAAAUUGCAAGGAAUUGUUCAUUGACCUGCUCUGAAGGUACAAGUUCUAGAAAUCUCUCUUCAACGAUGAACACCACAGCAGUUCUAGCCAGUUUGAUGAGGAAGCAGGGAGCUCUGUACACUAUAAUGAUGCUGCAGCUCACUGGCUACAUGUAUCCACCUCCAGCUUUGCUGAAAUCUGGUGAUAGCUUCGACUACAUCAUAGUCGGAGGCGGUACAGCAGGAAGUGUGAUAGCAACCAGACUGGCCCAGAAGAAGUACAACGUGCUCCUCGUUGAAGCAGGACACGAUGCUCCUUACGAAAGCAUGUAUCCAUCACUGAUACCGUACCUCAAGAAUUCAAAAGCAGAUUGGAAUUAUACUUCAGUGAAUGACACAUACAGCUACCAGUGUCAUAAAGAUAAAAACGUAGACCUAACCCAAGGUAUAAUGCUUGGUGGAACAGGAGCAUUAAACUACAUGACAUGGUCUCGAGGAAACCCUAAAAACUUUGAAAAAUGGCACCGGAUCACAAAAGAUCCCACGUGGAAAUGGGAAAACGUGUUACCAUAUUUUAUCAAAUCUGAAGCUAUUCACGAUUCCGCAAUCAUGAAUUCUCCUCUAAAAGAUUUUUAUGGUGCCAAUGGAUACAUAGGCAUCACAAGGGAAAACAAGACCUAUACUGCUGAUUAUAUAAAAGGCUUUGAACAACUUGGUAAAGCAAUGAUAGCUGAUAUAGAUGGAAACAGAAAUGGGUACGCUCGCGGUCUCAUAACAGUAUACAAUGGAAGGAGACAAGAUUCUGGAUCUCAGUACUUGAGCAAAGUGACUGACAGUUCUUAUUUAGCCGUAGCAAAAGGUACUUUAGUAACAAAAAUCUUAUUUGAUGAAGAUCGCAACGCUGUAGGCGUUGAACUAAUCACUGAUGAUGGAAGAAGUAUUACUGUUAAUGCAAGACAGGAGAUCAUUGUAGCUGCUGGUGCUAUAAAAUCACCACAGCUGUUAAUGCUCUCAGGCAUAGGUCCUUGUAGAGACUUGAAGAAAUUAAAUAUUUCUUGUAUCGCCGACUUGCCCGUUGGGAAAAAUCUCCAAGACCAUAUAGCAGCAUUCAUCCCACAUACAACAAAUAAGAGAUUAACAAGAGGUGGUGUAGAUCCUAAUGAAUAUCCCGCCGGACUGUUUGUUGGGUACGAGUCACUGAACAUGAGCAUGUCUCACGAUAGACAUUAUAUAAAAUUCCCAGACUAUGAAGCAAUGGGCUUCAUUAUGAACAAUAUGAGAUUUUUGUUACAAUUCUGUGCAUUUACUUUAGACUUUCCAAAUUCUCUUUGCAAUAAACUUUAUGAAGAAGCCAAUGGAAGGCAGGUCUUAGUUACUUUAUUAAGCAAUUUGUAUGGAUAUUCUCGGGGACAAGUUCGCCUCAACAGUGCUGAUCCACAAGAUCCACCAGAGGUGAUUACUGACAGCUUUUCAAAUGAUAUUGAUUUAGACAACUUGGUUGACUAUAUAAUUGAUUACUUAAAAGUUGAAGAGACGGAAGCGUUUAAAAAUUUAUCAGCAUCUAGAGUGGAUUUAACAACACCACGUUGUGAUGAAUUUGAGAAGGGAAGUCGAGGGUAUUGGCGAUGCUAUACUCUUUGCAUGAUGACGAGCUUGCGUCACUAUGGUGGGACCUGCGCUAUGGGAUCUGUGGUAGACAGCAGACUACAUGUUCGCCACGUUAAAAAACUAAGAGUAGCUGAUGCAAGCGUUAUGCCCACUCUAGUAGCAGGUAAUACUUUUGCAACAGUUGUCAUGAUUGGAGAAAAGGUGUCUGACUUCAUAAUAGAAGAUGCGGGACCUUACAAUGAUGUUGAACAUGAACAAAUCAGACAAGAUCAAAUUAAAAAUUUACCGACUACUUUUGGAUGAAGUUAGUUAAACUUAGUUAAUAAAAAACUUCUAUAAUUGUGUA